AUGAUGGAAGAGUCUGAAACCCCGCAGUCCUUGGACAGACUAUGGUAUAAGUCCUUAAAAUGUUGCAUUUGUUUGGAUUACUACAACAAUCCACAUACCCUGAAAUGUGGACACAGCUUCUGUAUAAGCUGUCUUGGUCGUUUGGCACGGAAUGCCGUAGAUCAGCAUCCUGGCUCAAAUCCCAACCAAAUAAAGUUGCACUGCCCAACCUGUCGACGUCCGCUAAGUGCAAAGAACAUACGGAAGGGAAAACUGACCGUCAACUACAGUCUACAGGAGUUUGUGGAAAACUGGCUCAGCGAACAGAGCACGAUUCGAACCCAGACUAUUCAGGUUCGAUCAGUCGCGUCACAGAGUGCUGACGAGGGUAGCGAUGAGGAGGAUAAUAAUGAAGAGGUGUCCCGAACUGAAUUCAGGGAGGUUCCCUUGCGGAAUCUUCUUCCGGCGAUGUCCAGUAGUGAGGUGGACAACAUAACUAGUCAUGUGGAGCAACGACGCGCUCGAGUGACAUUUAGUUGUGGCAGCACUUCGGACGAAUCCGAUGCCAGUUUCACAACGGCACGAGACAGUCAGUUAGUAGCGCAACAUGCCGUACAGAAUUUGCCCGUCUUCUCGUUUACCUCUAUAUUAAGUCACUUCUUACAGGACAUUUGUGGAGUUGUAUCCGAUGUAAUAAGAUGUCCGAACCGGUCCGUGAUGGCGGUAGUGUGGAGCGGAUACACCUUCUCCAUCAUGCUUAUCUCCAGUGGUUUCUUUCCCUACAUGCUUCUGUAUAGUGUUCUCUUCUUCCUUAUACUGUACGCUGAGUCCAUUGAGCAGCGCCGAGCACAACGGGAGCGCCAGGCACUGGCAGUCGAAGACUAA
This is a messenger RNA of Ylistrum balloti, 864 nucleotides long. Its product is annotated as E3 ubiquitin-protein ligase RNF135-like. Gene Ontology annotation, molecular function: ubiquitin protein ligase activity. The transcript is spliced from 3 exons. Gene Ontology annotation, biological process: protein ubiquitination. The coding region runs from base 1 to 864 and encodes 287 amino acids. The record is from RefSeq and is a predicted model, not a curated record. NCBI's taxonomy places the organism in Eukaryota, Metazoa, Mollusca, Bivalvia, Pectinida, Pectinidae.